UCCAACCGUAAAUUCGACGCUUUCCUCCGACAGUAUUGUCGUGUAGGAUGUCUAGUUGGGGUAUACGGUGGGUUUUACAGUGGAAUUGUAUAUUUUGCUGAUAAAACACUGAAACAAUUACCUUACCAGGACGCGUUUUGGCGUGUUUUGGCGCGUCUCGCAAGUACGCACGACUGGAGCUUUAUGGACACGAAUGCCACAACCGAAGCACGCCUAGUGCACACUGAGAAUAAUUAUGGCACAUUUCACACCCAUAUGCCAGAAUUGAAUGAUAUAUGCCAUACAAUAAAUCUACAUGGUCACGCGCGCACAGCCC
Messenger RNA from Sphaeroforma arctica JP610, 316 nucleotides. RefSeq lists its product as hypothetical. The transcript has a single exon. NCBI's taxonomy places the organism in Eukaryota, Ichthyosporea, Ichthyophonida. The record is from RefSeq and is a predicted model, not a curated record. The annotation marks the transcript as partial.